Messenger RNA from Prunus armeniaca (apricot), 636 nucleotides. Lineage: Eukaryota; Viridiplantae; Streptophyta; Magnoliopsida; Rosales; Rosaceae. The record is from the annotation of a GenBank genome assembly.
AUGUCCAUUAAGGUGAUUGAGGUGCCAGGUGUGGAAGCUGAUGAUGUGAUUGGAACGUUGGCUGUUAGGAGUGUUGAUACUGGGUACAAGGUACGGGUUGUCUCCCCAGACAAAGACUUUUUCCAGAUCCUAUCUCCUUCAUUACGUCUUUUACGAAUUGCUCCACGUGGCUUUGACAUGGUUUCAUUUGGCAUGGAAGAAUUUGCUAAAAAAUAUGGAACACUUCAACCUUCUCAGUUUGUUGAUGUGAUCUCACUUGUUGGUGACAAAUGCGAUAAUAUUCCAGGAGUUGAUGGAAUCGGAAACGUUCAUGCUGUGCAACUCAUCACUAAAUUUGGCACAUUGGAGAAUCUUUUGCACUGUGUUGAUCAAGUUGAAGAGGAGCGAAUCAGAAAGAUCUUGAUAACAAGUGCUGAUCAGGCUCUCUUGAGCAAGAACUUGGCACUAUUACGUUCUGACCUUCCAUUCUACAUGGUACCUUUCACCACAAAAGAUCUGGCAUUUCAAAAACCUGAGGACAAUGGGGAGAAAUUCACGAGCCUCUUAACGGCUAUAAGUGCAUAUGCGGAAGGAUUUUCAGCUGAUCCAAUCAUCAGGAGAGCAUUUUACUUAUGGAACAAACUUGGAAAACCAUAA